UCGAAGAUCUUCCUCUACCAAUACAACGCCACCGCCGUAUACGGGAAGGAUCGAAGCACCUUUAUCGACAAAGCCAACGACCUUCUCAAAGACAUACGGCUAGAGCGGGAAGAUGUUAAUUCUCGACCGAUACUCUUUUUAGGACAUAGCAUAGGCGGGCUAUUGAUCAAGCAGGCACUCAUCAACGCACACAACAAUCCCAACUACACACCUAUCAAAGACGCCACCAAGGGGUUAGCAUUCUUCGCAACACCCCAUCACGGCGGCGACUGGAAACUAGUGAGUCUUAGAAGUCUAGCUACCAAGAUCGCUACAGCGACAGGCUUCCAGAAAGGCGAUGAUAUGUUGGAGACAUUGAAGCAAGGGAGCAUUUUUUCGGAUAUCAUGAACGAGCACUAG
Molecule: messenger RNA, 399 nt
Organism: Colletotrichum phormii
Lineage: Eukaryota; Fungi; Ascomycota; Sordariomycetes; Glomerellales; Glomerellaceae
Exons: 1
Source: RefSeq, a predicted model, not a curated record